AAAACUUGAUAAAAACGGCGGCCUCCAUCUCUACGAUGGCUUCCGAGCCGCGGUGUGCUGUCGAGUUGGGAUUUGUAGAAAAACGCGACGCAUGGGCUCUGAAAAGCAAGUACUUUCCAAGCAAAGUAGGUGGGAAACCAGCUUGGCUCCACCUAAGUGAUGUUCCACGUGGCAAACGUAUUGCCUGCAAAAACUGCGGUGAGCCGUGUGUUUUCCUUCUGCAAGUGUACGCGCCACGUGACGAUGUCGACUCUGCUUUUCACAGAACUUUGUUCGUAUUCAUCUGUGUUGCUCCCGAUUGUGCGAAUAAGCACGACGCUGGCAGUUUUUUAGUGCUGCGGUCUCAACUGCCGAAAGAGAAUCCGUUUUACAGCAGUGAACCACCUGUGGAAUCCCCCGACACUUCGUGCAGUCCGUCGGCAGAAGAUUUCUGUAAAAUUUGCGCCGUAUGCGGCGCAUUGGGCGACAAAACGUGCUCCAAAUGCCAUAGCCGUCACUACUGUUCCAAGUCUCAUCAAAUAUUGGAUUGGAGAGACGGCCACAAGGUUCGUUGUAACCCCCAGUGCACCGACGGCUGCGAGAGGACUUCAGCUCCACUGUUUCCAGAGUACGAGCUGGUUACAGAAACGGAAGACGACGCUUGUGGCGACGACGAAAGCUGUAAAACAGACCAAGAAAGGCUCGCAGACUACAGCCAGUAUUUGACCAGUCAUCCGGAUAGUUCGAAUGACGGGGCAGAUAUCGUGGACCUGGACAAGAUGGCAGCAACCUGUAAAGACAAGGCAUUCUGGAAGUUCAAAAAGACCAUCGCCAAAGCCCCUGAUCAAGUGUUACGCUACAGCUUGGGUGGUACGCCUCUCCUGGUUGCAAGUAGAGGUGGCCCUCAAAGCGUGCCUUGUUGCUCCUGUGGUUCAGAGAGGCAGUUCGAAUUUCAGGUUUUGCCUCAAUUGCUCAACAGCAUUACAGAGCCUUCAGUUGAUAGCUUGGACUGGGGAACAUUAUUAGUUUAUACGUGCAAGGCCUCCUGCGAUGGCGAACCGUACAGAGAAGAAUAUUUGUGGAAGCAAAAUUUCUCAGAGGAAUAGUUUUCAACCUUGCAUAAUUAAACACGUGCGUGUGAACUGGAAACACGCGGAGGGAUGUGGCAGUUUUAUGAUAAGCCUAGCUCGUCCUUUUUAAUAAAAGAAAUGCUACUAACCCAGCAAA
This is a messenger RNA of Rhipicephalus microplus (southern cattle tick), 1206 nucleotides long. RefSeq names its product Zinc finger protein RP-8 (gene Zfrp8). The record is from RefSeq and is a predicted model, not a curated record. NCBI's taxonomy places the organism in Eukaryota, Metazoa, Arthropoda, Arachnida, Ixodida, Ixodidae. Gene Ontology annotation, cellular component: cytoplasm; nucleus.